AUGUCUGACUACCAGGCUGUCAUAAAUGAAUACAAUGAGCAAGCAUCUUCUUAUACCGAUUAUACCUCUCUCCCAUGCGGGGUGUUGGAGACCCAACUCAUGACCAAUGCUCUAGGCAAUUGUGAGGGGCUAAAAGUGCUGGACCUGGGCGGCGGCUCAGGCCUCCGAGCCCGUCAGGUAAUUGAGCUUGGAGCGAGCUCCGUGAACGUUGUGGAUCUCUCACCAGAGAUGAUGCGCGUUGGGAAGGAUAUCGAAGAAUCCCUCGGCCGCAACAAGAUAAAGUGGGUGGAAGCUGAUCUAUCCCAGUCGAUCCAACAUUUGCAACUGGGAGAGUAUGACCUGGUCAUGGCGAACUGGCUUUUUGAUCAUGCCACUAGUGAGAAGGUACUCGAGAAGAUGUGGGAGAAUGUCGUUACUCAUAUCAAGCCUGGAGGACGAUUCGUGGGUGUGAGAAGCGGGGAUCCGAGGUCUUUGGUCUUCAGCACCGGAAAGUAUGGUAUCUCGUACAAAGACCUCGAGGACAUACCCGGCGGCAUAAAGCUGCGAUAUGUGAUGCACGUGGAGCCACCGAUUGAAUUCGAAGGCACGCCCAUGGAGAUUAUGUACUCAGGCUCGACGAAGAUGCACGAGAAGUUUGGACUCGAGGACGUUCGAACGGAACGGUACGAGGAUACCGAGAUUAUCAAGAAUGGAGACCCUGAUUAUUGGAAGAUGUUUCUAGAUAACCCGGGAAUGGCAGUGCCACGACUGCGCUCCUACGGACAAACUCCGAUUUGCGCCGCCUCAGCGUUACGAAAGCAAGAGACACUUGAACGCCUCGGCCGUCCCAUUCGCGUGCCCACAGUUUGGAACAGGUACGCCGACCAUCUGGUUGGUGGACGAACCGUGGUUCAUGAACGUGGCACCUUGGAGCGAAGACUGUCUGUCCGUGUCAGUCUAGACCCCGUCGAGGGCCUUCAACACAAGCCGGGAGAAACUUCCAGUCUUCGUCUUGCUGCAUGGAGAGGAUCUCCAGGCCGGUUAGUCCUCGGUGCCGUACCAGCAACCACAACCCUGGAUUCAACAACGCCAAGCCCACAUCGUCGUCGCCGUGCAAACAACCUGGGCAUUCUAUAUCAGCGCAUGGGAUUAGAAUGGGCCCGCGACAACAUUGCAGCCUUUGGAGGCGAUCCGAACCGAAUGGUGCUCUGGGGGCAGUCGUCUGGCGCAGCAUUGACUGACGCCCAGAACCUCGCUUUCCCCGAGGACCCCAUCGUCCAGGGUCUCAUACAACAAAGCGGAAGUGUGCUGGUUCCAGUGGGAGAGGAACUGGUGACGGAGGAUCCGACGCACAGCAACUUCACGCUCGUAGCUCGGGGUGCGGGUGUGCCGCACACUCGGGCGCCGAGCAGCUUGAAUGCAUGA
Molecule: messenger RNA, 1404 nt
Organism: Neoarthrinium moseri
Lineage: Eukaryota; Fungi; Ascomycota; Sordariomycetes; Amphisphaeriales; Apiosporaceae
Exons: 3
Coding region: 1-1404 (467 amino acids)
Source: RefSeq, a predicted model, not a curated record